Molecule: messenger RNA, 1465 nt
Organism: Drosophila biarmipes
Lineage: Eukaryota; Metazoa; Arthropoda; Insecta; Diptera; Drosophilidae
Product: ubiquitin-conjugating enzyme E2 L5
Exons: 2
Coding region: 118-660 (180 amino acids)
Source: RefSeq, a predicted model, not a curated record
UUGCCAACCUAGUAGUCCUGUCCAAAAACGUUAACAAAAUCCCGUCAAAAAGUGCCACACUCGCAGACACAAGUACCUACACUCGCCAACACAGAAAGGGGAUAAGGACCGGAGGCCAUGGCCAAAAAGGAGGAGCCCCUGAUGGACGGGCCCAAGCGGAUGAACCGCGAGUUGGCCCUGAUGCUGGAGGACAAGCAGAACCUGCAGUUCCGCAAUCUCUGGGUGGAGCCCAACAACAUCUACAAGUGGUCUGGGCUGUUGAUGCCCGAGGCUCCGCCUUAUGACAAGGGGGCCUACAAAAUGGAGAUCGACUUUCCCCUGGACUAUCCAUUCAAGCCACCCCGCAUCCACAUAAACACCAAGAUGUACCACCUGAAUGUGAACGAACGUGGUCAGAUUUGUGUGCCUAUUCUGGAGAUCGAGCACUGGAUCCCCACCACUCGGAUCGACCAGGUGCUGCAGGUUCUGCUGGCCACCAUCAACGAUCCGCAGCCGGAAAAUGCCUGGCACAUGGAGAUGGCCGGCGAGUAUCGGAAUGAUCCGGUCAGGUUCUUCAAGGUGGCCGAUGCCUGGGUCCAGAAGUACAGUGAGCGCCGGCCCACCGAGGAGGAACUGGCUAAGUUCGCCCGCAAACGCAAAAAAGCGAUGUCCAAGGAUUAGAGGAUACUUAUUAACAAUAUAAUGGUUAUAAAAAAGCAGGCAUUCUUCUGAUAACGGAGUCACUAAAUGAUUAUUCCCCCACAUGAAAUAUUAAACUUCAACGACAUCGCAUUGAAUGUAGAGGCUAAGCGCCUUUUAUGCUCCAUUCCCCGAACUCCAUUAAAAUCGCAUUUGAAUCGGCUGUAUUGCCCCAAUCACCGCCCAUUUAUCGAUAUAUUAUAUCCGCCACCAAUGGCUGGAAAUUGAGUUGAGGGACUUUCUCCAUUGAGUCUCCCAGGGAGCGGCGUCUUAAAUUGCCGGCGGAGCUUUGUUUUCGCCCCCGUUUUGAGGCGUCGUGUGUAUGGCCAUAUGACCAUCUAAUUGGAAGCGCACAGUGAGCCUCCAGCGGAAGGCGGGCAGGACACUUCUGUGGCAGCCAGCUGCGAGAUAAAUCAUCCGCCUCGGCGGCGAACAAGGAUGCCCCACGCGGCGUCGCCCAGCGAGCGGGCGGCAUUAGCUGCCAGUGUCAUUGCCAUUGUCAGCGGCAUAUCAUCGUCCUCAUCCGCGUUCGCAUUCGCAUCCAGAUCCACAUCAUCCGCAUCCGUAUUCCGAGUCCUAUCCCCAUCCGCAUUUGGAUCCACAUCAGCGUCAAAGUCCUGCUGCUGAACCGCUGAAAUCCGUGCUGUGUCCGGGGCCAUAUAAAUUUCUGCAAUGAAUGAAUCAACUUUACGAACACCGAGGACACAUGUGACUUGCUUUACGGUCCCCCACCGCCAUCAUUCACACUUCUAGCACUGAAAAAAAUAUAGCUUGUUUAUAAGGAGAA